Messenger RNA from Rosa rugosa (rugosa rose), 1607 nucleotides. RefSeq lists its product as uncharacterized. The record is from RefSeq and is a predicted model, not a curated record. Gene Ontology annotation, molecular function: transmembrane transporter activity. Gene Ontology annotation, biological process: transmembrane transport. The transcript is spliced from 14 exons. The coding region runs from base 157 to 1482 and encodes 441 amino acids. NCBI's taxonomy places the organism in Eukaryota, Viridiplantae, Streptophyta, Magnoliopsida, Rosales, Rosaceae.
AACCACCUUUCCUUCUUGUUGUUGUUGUUGUUAACCCAAGUCAUUUCUCACGCUAUAAGUAUCUGGUUCUAGAAGGAAGCCCAGUUAUUCAUUGAUUGGGAUAAGGACAACGUGGUUGUUGUCUGAAUUACCAAGUACGUAGAUAUCAUCACAUACAUGGCUUGGAAGACUAGUUAUGGUGGUUUCAAAGAGAUGAGGCCAUUGUUUCACUUGCUCUUGCCUCUGUGUCUCCAUUGGGUCGCUGAAGAAAUGACCGUUUCUGUCCUUGUUGAUGUUACUACUACUGCUCUUUGUCCCGCCCACUCCACCUGUUCUCAACCUAUCUAUAUCACUGGUAUUCAACAAACGAUUGUUGGACUUUUCAAGAUGGUGGUGUUACCAAUUCUUGGUCAACUCGCAGAUGAGAAUGGCCGUAAACCAGUGCUCCUUCUUACUGUGUCAACAACCAUAUUCCCUUUUGCAUUACUUGCCUGGAAUCAGUCCAAGGGAUUUGUGUAUGCUUAUUAUGUGCUUCGUACAAUUUCAUAUAUUCUGAGUCAAGGGAGUAUAUUCUGCAUCGCUGUUGCUUAUGUGGCAGAUGUUGUCAGCGAAAAUAAUAGGGCUGCAGCAUUUAGUUGGAUCACAGGUCUCUUCUCUGCAUCGCAUGUGUUGGGAAAUGUUCUGGCCCGUUUUCUUCCUGAGAAGUACAUUUUCUCUGUUUCAAUAGCACUACUGAUCUUUUGUCCAGUUUAUAUGCAAAUAUUUUUGGUUGAGACAACUAAUAAAUUGGCCCCUCAAAUGGACCAAGACUUGUCUUGCCUGACCAAGAGAGUUGCGAUUAUUCAUAAACGUUAUGUUUCAAUGAGAGAUGCUGCAACAAUAGUUAUGAGCAGUUCAACAUUGAGGAGCAUUUCUUUGGUUUCCUUCUUCUAUGAGAUGGGAAUGUCUGGCAUCAGCACUGUAUUAUUGUACUAUCUGAAGGCAGCUUUUGGUUUUGACAAAAAUCAAUUCUCAGAGAUCCUGAUGAUGGUGGGAAUAGGCUCAAUUGUCUCUCAGAUGUUGGUGCUUCCAUUAAUCAAUCCAUUAGUUGGAGAGAAAGUGAUACUAUGCAUAUCCUUGUGUGCGUCAAUAGCUUAUGCAGUGCUCUAUGGCUUGGCUUGGGCUUCUUGGGUACCAUACUUAAGUGCUUCAUUUGGAGUCAUCUACGUCCUUGUGAAACCUUCCACUUUUGCAAUUAUUUCAAAAGCAUCAAACUUAUCUGAUCAGGGAAAGGUGCAAGGAUUUAUUGCUGGUGUGCAGUCCAUAUCAAGCCUGCUAUCUCCAGUUGCCAUGAGUCCAUUGACAUCAUGGUUUCUAUCUAGCAGUGCCCCUUUCGACUGCAAAGGUUUUAGCAUAAUAUGUGCAUCCAUAUGCAUGGUGAUAUCCCUUUGUUAUGCCUGCAAGCUUAAACCUGAAUCAUGCUCUACAGACGACGCUGAAGCACCGCUUCUGACUGAUAUAUAAUCUGAUCUUUCUCUCAUCCUGUAAAUGAUGUGUGUAGUUAUUUUGGAUACCUUGAGUAACAUUUGAUUUAUAUUAGUAUAUAUAUAAAAUGCUUCACCAAGAGAAGAGUACGUUUUCCUCCAUAA